AUGACCGGCUCGCGCAAGCUCGUCAACACCAAGACAUACCGCCUCAACAAUGGCGUCGAGAUUCCCGCAAUCGGCUUUGGCACGUUUGCCAACGAAGGUAGCAAGGGCGAGACAUACGCUGCCGUCACACAUGCGCUGAAGACGGGCUACCGACACCUGGACUGCGCCUGGUUCUACCAGAACGAAGACGAGGUCGGCGACGCCGUGCACGACUUCCUGCAGUCGAACCCCUCCGUCAAACGCAGCGACAUCUUCAUCUGCACCAAAGUCUGGAACCACCUCCACGAGCCCGACGAGGUGAAAUGGUCUCUCCAGAACUCACUCGACAAACUCCGAACCGACUACGUAGACCUCUUCCUCGUCCAUUGGCCUAUCGCCGCCGAAUCCGACGACAACCACAUGCCAAGAAUAGGCCCAGAUGGGAAGUACGUCAUCAAAAGGGACCUCACCGAAAACCCGGAGCCCACCUGGCGCGCCAUGGAGGAGCUCAACCGAGCCGGCAAGGCGCGCGCCAUUGGCGUCUCCAACUGGACCAUUGACGGCCUCAAGAAACUCCUCAGCUUCGCGCACAUCAAGCCCGCCGUCAACCAGAUCGAGAUCCACCCAUUCCUGCCCAACACGCACCUCGUCGACUUCUGCUUCAAGAACGACAUUCUCCCCGCCGCCUACUCGCCCCUGGGCUCCCAGAACCAGGUCCCGAGUACGGGCGAGAAGGUCCGGACGGACCCGACGCUCAACGAGGUUGCUACGCGGAGCGGCCACACGUUAGCUCAGGUGUUGCUCGCGUGGGGCUUGCGGAGGGGGUAUGUGGUUCUGCCCAAGAGCUCGACGCCGGAGCGCAUCGAGAGCAAUUUCUUGGUGCCCGAGUUGAGCGACGAGGAUUUCGAGGCGGUUCAGAGUGUGGCCAAGGGACGGCAUACGAGGUUCGUGAAUAUGAAGGAUACGUUUGGGUAUGAUGUUUGGCCCGAGGAGAAGGAGGGGGAGGCCAGGUCUCCGGAUCCUGAGUGA
This is a messenger RNA of Westerdykella ornata, 1008 nucleotides long. RefSeq names its product Aldo/keto reductase. Gene Ontology annotation, molecular function: aldose reductase (NADPH) activity. NCBI's taxonomy places the organism in Eukaryota, Fungi, Ascomycota, Dothideomycetes, Pleosporales, Sporormiaceae. Gene Ontology annotation, cellular component: cytosol. The coding region runs from base 1 to 1008 and encodes 335 amino acids. The transcript has a single exon. The record is from RefSeq and is a predicted model, not a curated record.